CCGCGAGUCGACUCCGCAGCCCGAUCCCGGGGCGGGGAGACAGGGACGCGGCUACCUCGGGACACAGAAGCUCUGCGGCCGCUCGGCCGGGAAGCACUGAGGCCGCGGCCCGCCCCGCCCGGCUCCCGCCGCCGCCGCUGCUGCCCGGACCAGAAGAUGCCCCCCACGAUCUCCCCGCCCCUGCUGCUGCCGCUGCUGCUGCUGCUGCCGGCCCUGGAGCCCAGGGUGCAAGGCUGCCCUUCGGGCUGUCAGUGCAACCAGCCGCAGACGGUCUUCUGCACGGCCCGCCAGGGAACCACUGUGCCUCUCGACGUGCCGCCCGACACGGUGGGCCUGUACAUCUUCGAGAACGGCAUCACCACGCUCGACACGGGCAGUUUUGCCGGCCUGCUGGGCCUGCAGCUCCUGGACCUGUCGCAGAACCAGAUCACCAGUCUGCCUGGCGGGGUCUUCCAGCCACUGGCCAACCUCAGCAACCUGGACCUGACAGCCAACAGGCUUCGGGAAAUCACCAACGAGACCUUCCGCGGCCUGCGGCGCCUGGAGCGCCUCUACCUAGGCAAGAACCGCAUCCGCCACAUCCAGCCUGGCGCGUUCGAUGCACUCGAACACCUCCUGGAGCUCAAGCUGCAGGACAACGAGCUGCGGGCGCUGCCCCCCCUUCGCCUGCCCCGCCUGCUGCUGCUCGACCUCAGCCACAACAGCCUCCCGGCCCUGGAGCCCGGAGUCCUGGACACCGCCAAUGUGGAGGCACUGCGGCUGGCCGGCCUGGGGCUGCAGCAGCUGGACGAGGGGCUCUUGGGCCGCCUGCGCAACCUCCAUGACCUGGACGUGGCCGACAACCAGCUGGAGCGCGUGCCACCUGCCAUCUGGGGACUGCGGGGGCUGACGCGCCUGCGGCUGGCCGGCAACACCCGCAUCGCCCAGCUGCGGCCUGAGGACCUGGCCGGCCUGGCGGCCCUGCAGGAGCUAGACCUGAGCAACCUGAGCCUGCAGGUCCUGCCACACGAGCUCUCCAUCCUCUUUCCCCGCCUGCGACUCCUGGCGGCCGCCCGCAACCCCUUCAACUGCGUGUGCCCCCUGAGCUGGUUUGGCCCCUGGGUGCGGGAGAGUCGCGUGGCGCUGACCAGCCCCGAGGAGACGCGCUGCCACUUCCCGCCCAAGAACGCAGGCCGGCUGCUGCUGGACCUUGACUAUGCCGACUUUGGCUGCCCGGCCACCACCACCACAGCCACGGUACCUGCCACGAGGCCCACGGUGGGGGAGCCCACGUUCCCACCUUCUAGCCCGGCUCCCACCUGGCUCAGCCCCACAGAGCCUGCCACCGUGGCCCACAGCCUGCCACCCCCUGCCCCUCCCACGGAGGGGCCUGCCCCCCAGCCGCAGGACUGCCCGGCAUCCAUCUGCCUCAACGGGGGCACCUGCCACCUGGAGGCACGGGGUCACCUGGAGUGCCUGUGCCCUGAGGGCUUCACGGGUCUGUAUUGUGAGAGCCGGGUGAGGCAGGGACCAAGGCCCAGCCCCGCCCCUGCCACGCUGCAGCCACCCCGGCCCCUGCCCCUCAGCAUUGAGCCCGUGAGCCCCACCUCCCUGCGGGUGGGGCUGCAGCGUUACCUGCAGGGCAGCCCCGUGCAGCUCAGGAGCCUCCGCCUCACCUACCGCAACCUGUCGGGUCCCGACAAACGGCCAGUGACGCUGCGGCUGCCUGCCUCACUCGCGGAGUACACGGUCACCCAGCUGCGGCCCAACGCCACCUACUCCAUCUGCGUCAGGCCCCUGGGGGCCGGGAGGAUGCCCGAGGGCGAGGAGGCCUGCGGGGAGGCCCACACACCCCCGGCCGUCCGCUCCAACCAUGCCCCGGUCACCCAGGCCCGCGAGGGCAACCUGCCGCUCCUCAUCGCGCCCGCCCUGGCCGCCGUGCUCCUGGCCGUGCUGGCCGCCGUGGGGGCGGCCUUCUGUGUGCGCCGGGGGCGGGCUGCGGCGGCUGUGGCUCAGGGCAAAGGGCAGGUGGGCCCCGGGGCUGGGCCCCUGGAGCUGGAGGGGGUGAAGGCCCCCCUGGAGCCAGGCCCCAAGGGGACUGAGGGCGGUGGGGAGGCCCCGCCUGGCGGGCCUGAGUGUGAGGUGCCGCUCAUGGGCUACUCGGGGCCCGGCCCCCAGGGACCCCUCCCCACUAAGCCCUACAUCUAGGCCUGGGAGCGACGGACCACCAAGGGCCCUCUGCUGCCAGAUCAAGGAAGUUCUCAGAUCCCUACGAGGAGGACAUGCCAGGACUGGGGUUAUGUGACCUUAGCAAGUCCCUGCCCCUCUCCAGACCUCGGGCUCCUCAUCUGUAAGAUGCUGGGACCCCGGUGAGACCUCUAAGGUCCCCCUCAGGCCAAGGGCCUGGAGCAUGGCUCGGCUCCAUCCUCUGCAACAUGCCAGCCUAGGGUGGGGCAGGCCUGCCGUGUGCUGGUAACACAGGCCCGAGGCUGCUAAGCCCCGACCCCGAGGAGACUCUGGGCGCCAGUGAAGGAAGCCCCCAGAGAAGAGAGCAGAGGGAGUAGCGGGACCGGGGACAGGGCGUGUGGCCCUGGCUUGGCCCCAGGGAGCGAAGGAACAAAAGAAACUGGAAAGAAAGAUGAUUUAGGAACAACUUUUGCUUUUGUUUUUUAAAAUAUAUUUAUAAAAGAUCCUUUCCCAUUUAUUCUGGGAAAAUGUUUUUCAAACUCAGAGACAAGGACUUCGGUUUUUGUAAGACAAACGAUGACAUGAAGGUCUUUUUUUAAGAAAAAUAAAAGAUGAAAGAAA
This is a messenger RNA of Phacochoerus africanus (Common warthog), 2787 nucleotides long. It is a transcript of the gene VASN, whose product is annotated as vasorin. The transcript has 2 exons. The coding region runs from base 157 to 2187 and encodes 676 amino acids. NCBI's taxonomy places the organism in Eukaryota, Metazoa, Chordata, Mammalia, Artiodactyla, Suidae. The record is from RefSeq and is a predicted model, not a curated record. Gene Ontology annotation, cellular component: plasma membrane. Gene Ontology annotation, molecular function: protein binding.